UUAUUUUUUUUUCUUGGUUUGGCUCUAUGCUUUAUCAGGUCUGUUUAAUAUUUAACAGUGGAAAUUAAGCAGAAGAUGAUUUAGCCUUAUAAGUAACAGUGUGGAGAACAGCAUGGUCAGUUGAACACUGAAGGGCUUCUGAUUUUAAUAAUUUGAAAAGAGGAUGAAGUGUAUCCUGUACCUGUGUUUACUCCUUGCUGAUCUUUGUGCCAUAACACAAUGCCACAGCACAGAAGUUUGCCAUGAAGUCAAUAAUACAAAUCUACAUGAUGGAACAGAGAAUUUAUUAAAGCACAACUGUCAAGACCAAGGCUCCAGCUAUGCAGAUUUUGUAUUCAAAUUUUACAAGCAGGCUAUAUCAAAAGAUGUUGAUAAAAACAUUUUUUUUUCUCCCAUAAGUAUCUCCACUGCCUUUGCCAUGCUGGCUCUUGGUGCUAAGUCCAGCACCCUGACUCAGAUUUUUGAAGGACUGGGCUUUGACAGUCCGACUGAGACUCGCGUAAAUUAUAUACAUGAAAGUUUUCAUAAAGUUUUAGCAGUACUGAACUGUACUGAUGUUAACAUCACUUUAAAUAUAGGAAAUUCCCUUUUCACUGCUAUUGGGUAUGAAGCUCAGGAGACAUUUUUACAAAAUACCAAACAGUUUUAUGAUGCAGAAUUUUUUACUAGCAAUUUCCAUGAACCAACAGAAGCUAAGACGCAAAUCAAUAAUUAUGUAAAGGAGAAAACUCAGGGGAAAAUACCUGAAUUAAUUGGUCAUCUUGAUACAAAUACUAUUCUGGUUCUUGUUAACUACAUUUAUUUUAAAGCUGCCUGGGAAAAGUCUUUUGAUCCUACACAUACAUAUGAGGAUGAUUUUUUUGUGAACACAAAUACACCCGUUAAAGUCAACAUGAUGCAGCAUCACAGUGACUAUAACAGUUACUAUGACCAGGAUCUCUCUUGUGAGGUGGUAGAGCUGCCUUACCAGGGCACUGCACGAGCAUUGCUCAUUCUACCUGAUGAUGGGAAGAUGAAACAAGUGGAAGAUGCUCUCUCAAAGGAAGCUGUUUGUAAAUGGGAUAGCAAACUUGAAACCAGAAGAGCAGAUCUGCACUUGCCAAAGAUUUCUAUUAGUGGGUCUUAUGAUGUGAAAAGUUUGUUCAAGGAAAUGGGUAUUAUUGAUGUAUUCUCUAGUAAUGCUGAUCUGUCUGGAAUUAGUGGCAGCCGGGAUCUUCAAGUUUCACAAGCAAUUCACAAGGCUCUGUUGGAAGUGGAUGAGACUGGAACUGAGGCUGCAGGAGCCACAGCCAUAAUUCUUACCAAAGUUUUCCGUCCUUCAGUUACAAUCAAAUUCAACAGGCCUUUCAUUGUGUUGAUUUCUGACAAAGCAACCAGCACCACACUUUUCAUGGGAAAAAUUGUUGAUCCUGCUAAGAAAUAAUUGCUGACUUAUUGGGCAUGCUGGACAUAUAUUUGGCAUGGUUUAUAAUGGCAGCCGUAUUUGCACAUCUGGGCUAGUUAGUGCUCUUAUAACUGCUCUGUAAUUAAGGGAUAUUCAUAGUUAAAUGUAGAAUUUCAUUAUCAAAUUAGUAAGCCAAAAAAAUGUAAAAAACAAAACAAGACAAAAACCGACAACCAACAGACAGUUUAAAAAUGUAACAUUUUCACAGUUGAGUAAUUCAAGUUAUUAAUAGAUUUUCCAAAUUUUCUUUGGAAGAUAGUUCUCUUGUUUUUGUAAGUGAUUUCUCUCUGCUAAGCAGUUUUGCCCAGACUGUUUUAAGUUCUGGAUUACUCAAAAAAAGCUUUUUCCCAAUGGGUAA
Molecule: messenger RNA, 1802 nt
Organism: Oxyura jamaicensis (ruddy duck)
Lineage: Eukaryota; Metazoa; Chordata; Aves; Anseriformes; Anatidae
Product: serine protease inhibitor 2.1-like
Exons: 5
Coding region: 164-1423 (419 amino acids)
Biological process (GO): negative regulation of endopeptidase activity
Molecular function (GO): serine-type endopeptidase inhibitor activity
Source: RefSeq, a predicted model, not a curated record